Messenger RNA from Orycteropus afer afer, 651 nucleotides. RefSeq names its product RAS like proto-oncogene B (gene RALB). Gene Ontology annotation, cellular component: plasma membrane. The record is from RefSeq and is a predicted model, not a curated record. Gene Ontology annotation, biological process: Ras protein signal transduction. Gene Ontology annotation, molecular function: GTPase activity; GTP binding; GDP binding. NCBI's taxonomy places the organism in Eukaryota, Metazoa, Chordata, Mammalia, Tubulidentata, Orycteropodidae.
UGUGUGUCACCACCUCAGGAAACCAGCAGAAUGGCUGCAAACAAGAAUAAGAGCCAGAGCUCCUUGGCCCUUCACAAGGUGAUCAUGGUUGGCAGUGGAGGUGUCGGUAAAUCAGCUUUGACGCUUCAGUUCAUGUAUGAUGAGUUUGUAGAAGACUAUGAACCUACCAAAGCUGACAGUUACAGAAAAAAAGUGGUUCUUGAUGGUGAAGAAGUCCAGAUAGAUAUUCUAGACACAGCUGGGCAGGAAGACUAUGCAGCCAUUCGAGACAACUACUUUCGCAGUGGGGAAGGCUUUCUCUUAGUAUUCUCAAUCACAGAGCAUGAGUCCUUUGCAGCAACUGCUGAAUUCAGGGAGCAGAUCCUCCGUGUUAAGGCUGAAGAAGAUAAAAUUCCUCUGCUCGUGGUGGGAAACAAGUCUGACUUAGAGGAGCGGAGGCAGGUGCCCAUCGAGGAGGCCAGGAGUAAAGCGGAAGAGUGGGGUGUGCAGUAUGUGGAGACAUCGGCUAAAACACGUGCCAAUGUGGACAAGGUGUUCUUUGACCUGAUGAGAGAAAUCAGAGCAAAGAAGAUGUCAGAAAACAAAGACAAGAAUGGCAAGAAAAGCAGCAAGAACAAGAAAAGUUUUAAAGAAAGAUGUUGCUUACUGUGA